Linnemannia hyalina is the source of this 825-nucleotide messenger RNA. The record is from the annotation of a GenBank genome assembly. Lineage: Eukaryota; Fungi; Mortierellomycota; Mortierellomycetes; Mortierellales; Mortierellaceae.
AUGAAACAGGCCAAACACAGGCCUGUCCAGGCCACACACCACAAGGCCCCUGCUCUCGACCUCUCCACAGUCGCUACAACCGCCCCUCCAGAAAACCCAUCAAUUCAUCCCCCAACACGGAUCUUUGGUCUCGUCGAAGCGCCUUGCUUCUAUCCAACAGCGGAGCAGUUUACCGAGCCUCUCAAAUACAUCGAAAGCAUCCGACCCGAGGCCGAGAAGGCUGGCAUCUGCAAAAUCAUCCCACCCGUUGGAUGGAAACCAACAUUUGCCCUUGAUAGCGAGGUCUUUCGCUUCAAGACCAGGAUUCAAAAACUCAACAGCAUGGAGGGCGAAACGAGGACUAACUUGAACUAUCUGGAACAACUCUACAAAUUUCACAGCCAGCAAGGCCAACCAGUCUUGAAGAUCCCGCAGCUCGAUAAGCGUCCGAUCGACUUGUUUCGCCUCAAGAAGGAGGUUACUGCCCGAGGAGGAUAUCAGAAGGUCACAUCUGGGAAAAAAUGGGCCGAGAUCGGACGAGGCCUCGACUACACCAGGAAACAAUGCACAUCACUUUCCAACGCUCUCAAAUCGGCAUACAUCAAAGUCAUCCUUCCAUACGAGAUUUAUCUUUCAAAACAAGCAAAGCUCGCUCCCGAACCACCAGCGCAGGACGCCAAAAAGGAACCAGUCGACACCUCUUCCAACGGCAAACGUGCAAGUCCCAGUAUACCUCCAACAACCAACCUCGGCCCGGAAACUCGAAAGUCGAAGCGCAUCAAGAAAGAUCCCGUCUCUUAUGCAGGCAAGUCUCUCGCCCAGGUCCAGAUAGGCUUUUUGCUGUGA